AUGACCACCCGCGGAAGACCACCCGUCAGUCUGCGCCCAACCACACCCCCAGACCCAACACUUGCAACCCGCCCAGUCCCUAGGACCCGCACCUUCACCCCACACUCCUAUGGCCCCGGCGCAGCACCCAACAUCAAAGACCUCGUGCGCAAUCUCAACCAAGUCCGCGCAGACUCAGACCCAGCAACCUAUCUAAACCCCCUGGACGCACAGUAUUCCCACAUCCUUCCAGACGGAAUCCACCAGCUCCUCAAAGAGAUCAUAGCCGACGAGACCAUAUUCACCGAGACCGACGAGAUCAUCAGCAUCGACCCAACAUGGGGCUUCUACGCCUUCCUCGUCGACUAUGACGCCGACACACUGCGCAAGAUCCCCCUAGCAAUGCACAACCUGGUCGAGGCAACCCGCCGCACCAUCCGGGCCCAGUCCACCACCGCAUACGCGGACGAAGCGCUCCGCCGGUUCAAGCUCGACGUCGUGCAGGAUGAAGCCGCACUCGCGGACGCCUCGGCCGAUCGCAUCCGCGAGGAAUUCAGGGCACAUCUGCGCGGAGUGCGCCAGCUCGGUGACGACGGGGUGAUCCGCGGCGCGGCGCGCAAUUACGCGUGCUUGGUGCUUGAUCGGGCGGUGGUGUUGAUGUUGGCAGACCUGGCACCUGCAUUUUCGGAGGACCUGAGGGGGGAUUGGCGGGCGUUGCGUGGGAAGACGAUUCCGCUUGUGGAUGCGUGGUGGGAGCGGCCGGCGGCGAAUGGCUCGGCUUAUAGGGGCGUGGAUUGUUGUUCCGUCCCUCGCGUACUUGUAUAG
Messenger RNA from Aspergillus mulundensis, 804 nucleotides. RefSeq lists its product as uncharacterized. NCBI's taxonomy places the organism in Eukaryota, Fungi, Ascomycota, Eurotiomycetes, Eurotiales, Aspergillaceae. The coding region runs from base 1 to 804 and encodes 267 amino acids. The record is from RefSeq and is a predicted model, not a curated record. The transcript has a single exon.